Guyanagaster necrorhizus is the source of this 1041-nucleotide messenger RNA. RefSeq lists its product as uncharacterized. Bases 1 to 1041 code for a protein of 346 amino acids. The transcript is spliced from 2 exons. Lineage: Eukaryota; Fungi; Basidiomycota; Agaricomycetes; Agaricales; Physalacriaceae. The record is from RefSeq and is a predicted model, not a curated record.
AUGACGUUUUCUCUUUCACUUGAGGACGCGCAGAAACUCAUUUCCGCUCAUGGAUUCGAUGCCUCACAUUCAACUGUAGUGGAAAUUACAGAGGUGGUCAAUGAUGCGUUUAGUUAUACAAGAGACAGAAAGACAUAUGUCGUAGAUCUUUCUGCCUCCAAAGAAUUGGCACCGACGCACUCUUGCUUCAUCUCUGUCUCUCUGCCUUCGAGCCCGCCAGACACGCCAGAUCCAUAUCACCCAAAUUCCCUUCAAGUUAUCGGCAAACUGAUCUCCUUAAUUCACAGACACACAGCUAUCCCCAUUGCAGAUCCCUCACUGGACACGUCGAGAGAGCUCUGGUAUCUUAUCACGCCAAUCCAUCCUCUCCCAUCAUCCGCGAUUAUCACACUGUCGCAUGCACGAAACAAGGGGCUACUCACUGCUCAACAACUUGUACUACUUGAUCUAACACUUGGCAAGUUCCUGGGUCAGCUGCAUAGUGGGGUUAUGAACGAGUGGUUCGGGUUGCCGCUCCUGGGAGAACCACCAGACCCUUCAUAUAGCUGGCAAGAGACAUUUACGUCCGUGCUUGAGGCACUUCUCGCCGAGGCCGAGUCCAAGUCUUACGAGCUUCCCUUUGAGGAUAUCCGACGCUACUUAUCCCGCGCCAUUGCCUUUUUCCUGUUUGAUGAUGUCCAAGUGCCAUCCUUAGUGUGGUUCACGGGUUCGGAUGAUGAUAUAUACAUCAGCUUGGAUGGGACGGGCGCCAGCAUUGCUGCAAUUCUUCCCAAUGUUGCGCAUGCGAUCUGGGGAGAUCCGCUUUUGGAGUCUUUUUUUAUGUCCGGGAUGAACGAAGCGCUCUUGGAGGGUUACAAAGAUGGAGGUGGAGAGACGCUGGUCGUUUUCAGCCGGCAGAAGACGAAACGGUUAUGGUAUACGUUAUUCUUGGCUUUGGUAGUACUGACGGAGCGAAAUGGCACUGCAGGUCCAAGGGAACAAUGGGCUAAGGAGACCAUCAUGCAGUGCGCGGAUAGCCUCAAGGAUGCCCCUUGUCAUUGA